This is a messenger RNA of Musa acuminata subsp. malaccensis (wild Malaysian banana), 1649 nucleotides long. RefSeq names its product protein NODULATION SIGNALING PATHWAY 2. Gene Ontology annotation, molecular function: DNA-binding transcription factor activity; sequence-specific DNA binding. The record is from RefSeq and is a predicted model, not a curated record. NCBI's taxonomy places the organism in Eukaryota, Viridiplantae, Streptophyta, Magnoliopsida, Zingiberales, Musaceae. Gene Ontology annotation, cellular component: nucleus. Gene Ontology annotation, biological process: regulation of DNA-templated transcription.
UGAGACGCACGUAGGUAGACAAAACAACAGUGAUGGAAGUGGCUAUGGAGGAAGCAGUAGCUCCCUCCGGCUGCAGCUCCACCACCACCACCAUGGACGACGACUUUAUAUGUGCCUGGAACGACUGGAACCCUGCCGUGGACUGGGGAUCGUUCUCCUCCGUCGCAGACGAUUUCCACGAGCUCAUCGAGUCCAUGAUGUGCCCCGACGUCGUUGACAGCCCUGACGGCCUCAUGUCCGUGUCCCAAACUCCGUCCUACAACUCGAGCCCAAGCAGCAUGGCGACAAGUGCCGACACGCCUGCUGAGGAGGAUGUGGGUGCCGGCGGUAGUCAUGACGGCGAUGAGAAGGGCCUUCGGCUUGUUCACCUGCUGGUGGCGGCGGCGGAAGCCCUUGCGGGUCCGCACAAGAGCCCGGAGCUAGCCCGGGUGAUAUUGGUUCGGCUCAAAGAGUUGGUGUUGCAGGCCGGUGCCGGCGCUGGCGUCGGCGGGACGAGCAUAGAGCGUCUGACUGCGCAUUUCACCGAUGCCUUACAAGGCCUGCUCGACGGUAGCACCAGUGCUCACUGUGGUGGCCGAAAUUCAUUCCGCGACGGCCACCUCCUCCACCACACGUCCGAUGUGCUCACGGCGUUCCAGCUGCUCCAAGACAUGUCUCCUUACAUAAAGUUCGGCCACUUCACGGCCAACCAGGCGAUCUUGGAAGAGACCCUGGGCGAGCGCCGAAUCCACAUAAUCGACUACGACAUCGCCGAGGGAGUACAGUGGGCCUCCCUGUUGCAGGCGCUGGUGUCGCGCCCCGGCGGGUCCCCGCCGCCGCACCUGCGCAUCACCGCCGUCACACGAGGAGGAAGCCGCGCCAUGCGGGAGACCGGGCGGCUUCUGGCGGCGUUCGCGGCAUCGGUCGGGCAGCCUUUCUCCUUCUCACAGUGCCGCCUCGACGCCGACGAGCAGUUCCGCCCCGCGGGUGUGAAGGUGGUGAAGGGCGAGACGUUGGUGAUGAACUGCGUGCUCCACCCGACCAUGAACAACACACGGAGUGGGUCGGCGUCGUCGGUGGCUUCAUUCCUGCGGGGAGCGGUGGAGCUCGGGGCGAAGGUUGUGACGCUGGUGGAGGAGGAGGAGCAGGAGCAGUCUGAAGAGAGAAGCUUUGUGAGGAGGUUCAUGGGGGAGUUGCACAGGUACUCGGCAGUGUGGGACUCAUUGGAGGCCGGGUUUCCGAUGCAAGGGAAGGCGAGGGGAAUGGUGGAGAGGGUCAUACUCGCGCCGAGGAUCGCCGGAGCGGUCGGCAGGGCAUACCGAGACAGCAAGGAAGAAGAAACCGACGGUAGGUGGGGGAAGUGGAUGGCUGUCAUGGGCUUUGGGAGAGUUAGGAUCAGCUGCUUCAACCACUGCCAGGCCAAGCUGCUUCUGGGGCUGUUCAACGACGGGUACAGCGUGGAGGAGGAUGGCAGUAACAAGCUGGCGUUGGGAUGGAAGUCAAGAAGGUUGCUUUCUGCUUCAGUGUGGAAGCCGCCUCUUUCUCCUCCUCCUCCAUGUCCUCCAUCACCCAUUCGUGUAGGAAUUGUAACUCCUGAUGGGCUCACGGCCAGCUUUGAGGAUUCUGAUUUCGUCAGUGAUUGAAUGUUAUUUCCUAUGUCUUCGGGUUCA